AUGCCUUCGCGAAUCCCUCGUCCUGCGCAGACCCCGGGGCAGCUGCGCGUGCACACGGGCGGGCUGGCGUGGCGGAAGCUGGGCGGGGGGAAGCAGGUGGACGUGCAGCGCACGGACAUGGCGGGCGUGGUGUGGAUGCGCGUGCCGCGCGGGUACCAGCUGUGCGUGCGGCUCAAGGCGGGCGGCAAGGUGAAGUUCAACGGCUUCACCAAGGCGGACGUGGACUCGCUCUCGCCCUUCCUCACCUCCACGCUUGGCUUCGCGCCGCGCAAGAGCGAGCUCGCCACCAGCGGCCGCAACUGGGGCGACGCCGAGAUCGAAGGCACGAUGCUGGGAUUCCAGGUGGGUGGCAAGCAGGCCUUCGAGAUCUCCAUUGCUGACGUGUCACAGACACAGCUGUCAGGGAAGAACGACGUGCUGCUGGAGUUCCACGUGGACGACACUGCCACUGCUGCUGAGAAGGACAUGUUGGUGGAGAUGAGUUUUCACGUACCAACGUCCAACACCACCUUCGUUGGCACCGACGACAAGCCCUCCGCACAGAUAUUCCAGGAGCAGAUCCUGGCGCGCGCGGACGUGGGGCCAUCGGGCGACGAGGCGGUGGUGGAGUUUGAGGGCGUGCACAUCCUCACGCCCAGGGGCCGCUUCAAGGUGGAGCUGCACGUCAGCCACGUGCGCCUGCAGGGCAUGGCUGUCGACUUCAAGAUCCAGUACAAGAACCUCGCGCGCCUCUUCGUGCUGCCCAAGGCCAACCAGCCGCACACGUUCGUGGUGGUCACACUGGACACACCCAUCCGCAAGGGCCAGACGCUCUACCCUCACAUCGUGCUGCAGUUCCCGAACGAGGAGACGUUUGAGGGCGGGCUGUCACUGAGCGACGAGUUGCUCACCACCAAGUACAAGGACCGCCUGCAGCCCGUGUACAAGGGCCUGGUGCACGAGGUGUUUGCUCAGAUCCUGCGGGGGCUGUCGGGCGCCAAGGUGACGCGGCCGGGGUCGUUCCGCAGCAACAGCGACGGGUAUGCGGUGCGCACGUCGCUCAAGGCGGAGGAGGGGUACCUCUACCCGCUCGAAAAGAGCUUCUUCUUCCUCCCCAAGCCGCCCACGCUCGUGCUGCACGAUGAG
Closterium sp. NIES-65 is the source of this 1125-nucleotide messenger RNA. NCBI's taxonomy places the organism in Eukaryota, Viridiplantae, Streptophyta, Zygnematophyceae, Desmidiales, Closteriaceae. The record is from the annotation of a GenBank genome assembly.